Cryptotermes secundus is the source of this 1648-nucleotide messenger RNA. Its product is annotated as zinc finger MYM-type protein 1-like. The record is from RefSeq and is a predicted model, not a curated record. Lineage: Eukaryota; Metazoa; Arthropoda; Insecta; Blattodea; Kalotermitidae.
UCAUGUGAUAACCACUGUGUGAUUGAAAAACUUCUUCAAACACCGUUCAGUUCACUCAGUUAUAAUGAGAAACUUAAGAUAAUAGAAGAAGGUGCACCUAAGCCUAAUCUAACUUUACAUACAAAAGUGAAAUCUUGCACACGGCAUUUCAAUACCAGUUUAUAUGAGGCUAUUCCAUGGUUGUGUGGGUGUGAUAAACUAAACAAAUUAUUCUGUUGGCCUUGUCUCUUGUUUUCUAAAGAAAAACACGUGUUUAACAGUGCUGGUUACAAUGACAUUAACAACAUUUACAAAUCUGGCAAACGACAUGGGCAUUCAGUUAAUCACAUUGCUUGUCUUAAAGAAAUUACACUGUUUGGUAAAAACAGAAGGAUUGAAUUUUCUCUAAGCAGCCAAUACAAACAGUCAAUUGAAAAACACAAUGAAGCUGUGAAACAGAACAGGAAAUUUGUAGGCCAAUUAAUUACAGCAGUUUGUUUUCUGGGCUCUCAGGGUUUAGCAUUUCGGGGACAUGAUGAAAGCGUGGCAUCUGUUAAUAGAGGAAAUUACAUUGAGGUUUUAAAUAUGCUGGCACGUUAUGAUUCUGAUUUACACAAUCAUUUAGAGUCUUCAACUGCUUUCCGUGGUUCUUCUCCUGACAUCCAAAAUGAACUGAUACAUUCUGUAUCUGAAUUGAUGACAAUGGAAAUUAAAAAGGAAAUUUCAAAGGCUAAUUAUGUUUCUUUAAUUCUUGAUGAGACUUCAGAUGUGAUGAAUAAGUGUCAGUUGGCUUCAGUUCUUCGAUAUGUGACAGCUGAUGGCAAUGUUGAAGAAAGGUUUCUGCGUUUUACAGACGUGAGCUCUGACCGUUCUGCCAAUUCCUUGUUUAACCAUGCUCUUGAGAUUUUAAAUGAUUUUGAAUGUGGUCCCAAACUCAUUGCACAGACUUAUGAUGGUGCUGCUGUUAUGGCAUCACAACAUGCAGGAGUACAAGCAAAAAUUCGCGAGCAGUACCCAAACGCCAUUUUUAUUCAUUGUUAUGCGCAUAGACUAAAUUUAGUCUUAGCACAAUCUGCUAGUUUUAUUAAGGAAGUUAAGGUCUUCUUUGCUACUCUCUCUGGCUUUAGAACUUUUUUUGCCAAGUCCACAAAAAGGACUGAAGCAUUGGAUUCCCACCUUAGGAAAAGAUUUCCUUCUAUCGCACCUACUCGAUGGCAGUACCAUAGCCGACUUGCUGAAACUGUGCAUGAAUACAGAGAAGGAAUUGAGAAUCUUCUUGUGUCUAUAAUAGAGGAACCAGAAGAAUGGGAUGUAGAAACAAUUUCUUCUGCACGCGGACUUCUCUCUCUUCUAAGGGAUUUCGAUUUCAAUUUCAUGCUGAAAAUAUUUUCUUCAAUUUUUCCAUAUUCUGGCGCUCUUUUCAAAAUCCUACAAACUAAGAGAUCUGAUAUAGCUUUUUGCAAUACCAAAAUAGACGAAUUUAAGCAUCACAUGCAAAGAUUAAGGGGAGGAUUUGACCACCUUUGGAGUGAAAUGGAAAAUGUCUUCGAUUCAAAUGGCCCAACUCGACCCAAAAGAAUUCGCAUUGACUCAAUGAGUGGAGAAGAAAGAAAAAACUCCUAUAAACGGCUGUUCUGUGAAAUUAUUGAUGUCGUGUGUCAGAAUGUCU